Phragmites australis (common reed) is the source of this 681-nucleotide messenger RNA. RefSeq lists its product as uncharacterized. The record is from RefSeq and is a predicted model, not a curated record. Lineage: Eukaryota; Viridiplantae; Streptophyta; Magnoliopsida; Poales; Poaceae. The coding region runs from base 94 to 498 and encodes 134 amino acids. The transcript has 2 exons.
CACAGAACCACGGGAACACGGCAAAAGCCAUUAUAACUCCACCGGGCGGGCCUCCCCAAUCCGUUGGUCCGACGCACGGCGACGCCUCCGGCAAUGGCCUUCUCCAGCAACUCCGGAGCGCACACCAUGGCGGAUGAGGACUACGGUUUUUCCGCCGGCCGUGGCGACAAGCUCCCCUAUCCGACCCUUACCGCGGCGGCCGCAAUGGAUCAGGGCGCAGCCUACUGCAACCCCGGCAUGCACGCCGGCAAGGCCACCCCGCUCACUCCUCAGGUUGUCGCUGAUAAGGCAACGGCUGCAACCGUUGGCCAUGACAUGAAUGAUGGAGCACUUGCUGAACACGUGCUCUGCAGCCUUCCAAUCCUGGGACUCGCUGUCGCUUCCUCCGCCGUGACUGGGCUUGCCACCGGCGUGCCCACCCCGGCAAUAGGCUUCGGGCUGUUCCUGAUGCUGCUUUCUGGCCUCUCCGCCGUCAGUAUUCGUGUGUUCCGUGCUUAGGUAUUGUGGUACGUAUGGCAUAAGAUCGCACUGAUAUUUCGGACUUGUCCUGAGAUUCGAUGCAAACUACCUGUCUUUCGUCUGCUUUGUAUUUGUACAUAAUUUCAAAAGUUGUGUUUGUAUUUGUAUCUGUUGGCAGAUGGGACCGAAUUUCCAUGAGUUACACGAAUAAAUUCACAUACA